This is a messenger RNA of Neopsephotus bourkii (Bourke's parrot), 3767 nucleotides long. RefSeq names its product claudin 34 (gene CLDN34). The transcript has 4 exons. Gene Ontology annotation, cellular component: bicellular tight junction; plasma membrane. Lineage: Eukaryota; Metazoa; Chordata; Aves; Psittaciformes; Psittacidae. Gene Ontology annotation, biological process: cell adhesion; bicellular tight junction assembly. Bases 2645 to 3289 code for a protein of 214 amino acids. Gene Ontology annotation, molecular function: structural molecule activity. The record is from RefSeq and is a predicted model, not a curated record.
AUAAUUUCAUUUUCUUUCAGAUGAGAAAUCUGUGUCCUUCAGGCCGGGACAUUGUGGUGGUCUCAGGCUGGAAAAUCUUGUCAUCACAAAGGCUGCUUUCCUGAACGGGUGUCUUACAGGAAACUGGAUUUUCCAUGGGAGUUAUCCCUGUACUUUGUGGGAGAGUGACAAGGAACUGUGAGGUACCUAUUUGGUAGCGUAACAAGUCAGACAAUUUGCAGGCGCGUUUCUUUCCACCUCCCUUCUGGAACUCGCUUCAUGCAGCUGACACUGCUUCAAAGCCUCAGGCAACUUGCAGGCCCACAGAAGUAAGUCUCCUUUUUUUUUUCAAUGUGUCUUAUUUUAUGAAGUGCUGAUAGAGAACAGAUGGGGAGAGACUGAAAUAUUUAUUUGUUUCCUAUAAAGAAUGUUUGCCCAACUGGGAACUGACAAAUUAAGUUUUGAAGCAUUAAAUCGUAAGGAUAUUGCUAAGAAGAGACCUUAAUCACUGUGCUGUUGGGGGUUUUUUAUACUCCCUUUCUGCUGCAAAACUUAGAUUGAACAAAGGGUUUGGUUAGUAAACCAUGUCCAGUAUAGACCAAUAAAGCCACAUCUAAGCUGUAAAACUUUGCAAAAGACGGAUUUGAAUGUUAAUUUCAAAAUGCAUGCAGUGCCUGGCAACAUCCAAUGCAAAAAUAUUUGCUUAAAACAUGAAAAAAAAAUAAUUCCUGCUUACACGGGCUGGGAAAACAAAUCUGUGUGUGUUUUACAUAGGAAGAAUUUAUCAGGAACUUUCUCUUCAAGGUAUUUACAAGUUGCAGUACAAUUCCUAAAGCAAAAGCGUCAGUUAGAAGGCAGGCAGGAUGCAGGCAGAGAGACUCAACUUCGCUCUUCUGCUGUUACGUUUUGUAGCAUAUUUUGGUGUAGCUGUGCUGUCACUUACAAAGAAACAAGUAUUGUCUCCCAUCCUUUUGGAAAGCUGCCCCUUCAACCACCCACCCAGUGUCCAUGAAGAAAAUCUCAUCAUCAGGUUGCAGUGUGCAGGUUGUGUGUUCUCCAAUUCCCCCUUCUGUGGGCAGCUCCUUACACACAGUCACACAGUCAAUGCUUAUUCUUCUUCCCUGGGUGCCUGUGCAGCACAUUCCGGCUGAUGCUCUGGGUGCUUUGGGUGUUCUUCAUUUCUCCCACAGGCACCAGGCAGCAUUAGGUCCCCUUCUUUUGGCUAUGGGGUGACUCCUGCAGGGGGCCAUCUCAUGAGGGUGUGUAUUCAGUGCCUUCAUCUUCCCACUCAUAUGAGGUCCCUGGGACCUGGAUGUGGUUGCUUUAGUCACACUCCUGACCCCUUAGUGCUCUUUUCUCUGUACCAGACACGAGGGUAGGUGAGGUUUGGGGCUUCCCUCUCCUUUCUGAAGCUCAAUUCAUCAUAUGAAAUGAUGCAUUUAAGGAGAAGUCUUGCCAGUGAUUGAAUGGUUGGGGGCACUCUGUUUUGCUCCCCACAAGAUGGACAUCAUCCCCUGGCAGAGGCCCUCACCCCGUCAGGGGGUCUGAGACCCAGUAACCCCAAAAGCCCAAUUAUAUUUAGGUGCACUCAUUAAGAAAGCAUGCUACCUGUUUUCACUGCAUUUACCUGCAGCUUUUACAAAUUUUUCUUUCUAAGGCAGGUUGAGUCUUAGAAGGCAGAUCUGAAACCCAGCUGAUGUGUACGGGCUGAUGAAUGGAAUUAAAAGGGCUUUUCAGUGGACCCAGUAUAAAUUCCAGAAGUGAAAUGUGUUUGGUGCCAUUUAGGUUUCUCUGCUCUGAGAACUGAUAUCACAGCCCCAGCCUUUUGUCACCAGCAAUUACUUGUAGGAAAAGAAGAGUUAACAAAAUUUCAAGUACAGCUCCAUUUCUGUUUGCUGCUGAGAACAUGAGGAGGUGGGACUGUGGCAACAAAGAACAGACUGUCAUCUCUUAGACCACAGCAUUUCACUUCAGCCUUUUUAAAGGUAAGCCUCAUGCACAGAUGACCCCCAAAAACCCUCUGUGAAACACCUGGGAUUUGAGAGAGCAGCUUGCUCCAUUUUUUCUCCUAGAAGCAAGCCUGCAGUUGUAGGAAAGUCAGCACAGCUCCUGGGCACCCUCAUCUGUUUCUUGUAGCUAAGAGGGGGAAAGUCCUGUUUCAGUCUGCUCCUGAAGAAUACAGGCAAUGGCUCAACGUGUUUUCCAUAAACAGACUGCUCACUGUGGAAUGCUUGAUUUAAAUAAAAAUAAGCCAUAAAUACAAAAGGAUACUUGAAGUUUCUUUAAGUGGAUGAAUUCACUAGCAUGUAUCAUCUUUUACUAUUAGUUUCUGUCUUCUCUCUCAACUUUCCAUUGCAUGCUAGCAAGUUUACAGUUUGCUUUUACUCAGGUAGGAUAUUUACUUAAGAAAUACAUUCAUGGAGGAAAUGAAUGAUGUGUUAAGAGAGAAAAUGAUAGCGAGGGACUAUCGGGAAAUCAGUCCUAUCGGAGAUACACAGAUGAAGUGGGAGGCCAAAAUGAUAAAAUUGCAGAAGUCGCCGUGCUUGGCUGGCAUUAAAAACCACCCCAUCCUAUCUUCUUGUCAUUGGCAUCAGCUCCAGGACUGAAUGCCUCUCUCACUUCACAUGGCAAUUGUGCCUGCAGCAGAGCAGAAGACCUCCAAAAGAUGAACUCCCUGGUCAGCAGCUCACACCUCCAGCUGGCUGCCCUUGCUCUGGGUACUGUAGGCUGGAUCCUGUGCACUGUUUCAAUGGGAACUGUGGAAUGGAGAGUGUGGCAUGUGGACAACACCACCAUCAUCUCCUCUGGCAUUGCCUGGGUGGGGAUUUGGAAAGUCUGUUUCAUCAGUUACCUUCAGGUCUCACCUGGCUAUAAAGAACAGUUCUGCCAUAAAUUCAGUGGUUAUGACUCCUUCAUCCCAGCUGAAAUCUAUGCUGCUCAGGGUCUCCUGUUGAUCGCCAUGUUCAUGGGCUUGCUGGGACUGACGGCCACAAUCUUCGCUCUGAGGAAUGUUUAUAUGGGAAUCGCUCAUAAAACUUUCAUUACCCGUUUCUUCCUGGUGGGUGGCUGCUUCUACAUAUUUGCUGGUCUGUGUGUCCUGAUUCCUGUGAGCUGGAAUUUCUACUCUGUAGCACAUAACCAGAGCAUUGAUUUUCCUCCAUCUUACUACAUGCCCUCAAGCCCAGCGGCACAGGAAGUCGGUGCUGCCAUUCCUGUCGGGAUUGUAGCUGUCAUCCUCCUGCUGCUAAGUGGGAUUUUUUCUCUCGUGUAUAGAUUUCCGGUGACCAGAACCGCUAUCACAAAAUGCUGACAAGUUAAAUCCCCCCAAGCUGUUUCAGAACAAGAGCACAGUCAAGAGAUAAGGAGAGCAGCACAAGUGGCUUUAUAAUCAAGGCACUGCAGAAUUUGACUUUAGUCUAUAGUAGCCACACUAUUUUUAUAUGAACCAGCUGAACUACUAUCUUAGUUGUCACAUAUGACCGGAGGCUCAUCUUUUGAGAUGACUGCUGAUGAACACCUGCAGUUAAGUUUUACCAGUUGUCCUCUUUUGUAUAUACAAAUGCCACUGAUUAAUUUAUUUUUUGUGUAAGGUAUUUACCGUGCUCAAAGAACUGACUCUGAACUAACUGUCCUGUUGGAAAGAUGUGAAAUAAUAUGUUAAAUGUGAACUUGUUUCCUUGUUGGUACUAAGCUAUUAUGUCCAUUAUUUAAUUACCUUUGUUGCUAAGUAUCUUUUGUGACACAUCAGGACUUUUAAUACCAAUAAUAUGAGUGUCAUCAUGGUUGUG